This is a messenger RNA of Sinocyclocheilus anshuiensis, 2016 nucleotides long. RefSeq lists its product as uncharacterized. The record is from RefSeq and is a predicted model, not a curated record. The coding region runs from base 11 to 763 and encodes 250 amino acids. Lineage: Eukaryota; Metazoa; Chordata; Actinopteri; Cypriniformes; Cyprinidae. The transcript is spliced from 13 exons.
UGAAGCGGAUAUGAGUGAAAAUGACAGAAAGGAGCUCUCUGAAAAACUAAAUCAAAUGUCGGAGGACUAUAAAAAAGCAUUACCGAAGCUCACUGAACGACUAAAGCAACUGUAUGAACAGAAUAUCCCAGAACAACUGUUCAAGUUUUCUGAACAAGUUAAGCAAAUGACCUUGACAGAUGAAACGGAGACAUCUCAACAAGAAACUGUUGCUGAUGUCACACAAAAAGAGACACCGAGAUCAGAGAUCAGAGAAGGUGAAAGGAAACGGUUCAUUGUUGUUGAAGAGACUGCCAUAAGUAAAGCGUUUGGUGCUGAUAAUAUAUUGAGAGACAGACAGGGCAGGAAGAGCAUUGCAAUCAGAGCUGAAGAUGAUGAAGUUCAGAGUCAGACACAUGGAUUAGAUGGAAACUCUCCUGGAAAUGAACUAAACGAGCUAAAGGAUUUGACCGAGGAUGUGAAGAUCUCUGAACAAGAAACACGUGCCGAUGUCACACAAGAAGAGACACCGAGAUCAGAGAUCAUAGAAGGUGAAAGUGAACGGUUCAUUUAUGUUCAAGAGACUGCCAUAAGUAAAGCGUUUGGUGCUGAUAAGAGAUUGCGAGACAGACAGGGCAAAAAGAGCCUUGUAAUCCGUAAAACCAAGACUGAAGAUGCUGGAGUUCAAACGCAUGGAUCAGAUGGAAAAGCUCCUGGAAAUGAACUGAAAGAGCUGAAAGAAGAAUCAACAGGAAAAGACGUGAAUGAAGAAAAACUUUUAUGAGCCAAAAGGAAGAGGAUGGAUCAAAUGAGUAGAUAUAGAAGAGCUCAGUUUAGUGAGAUAAGACACGCCCACCAGUGUCAAUCACUGUGACCUCAUCAACAUUUCAGUUCUUUCACAAGCCUCUAGAAUCCAUCCAGUCAAAGUGAGAACCCCAUGUCUCUUGUGUAAAAAGCUGUUUUGGUUUCAGAUGAACAGGGGAAUGUGUUAAUGAAAUAAUGUCAUAUAUAACUGUAUUAAUGUUACACUACAUACCUGUUAUCCUAAGAUGUGUUUUACCACAGAAGUAUCUCUCAAACCAUUGUAUGUGCUGUACACGGUUAAUGUCCUCGUUCAGCUUUGAUCCCAGUGUCUCUAAAGAUCACAUGACCUUCUCCUCAUGUGUAGAAAUUAAUCUGACUAUAUUCAGUAUUCAGUGUCAAUGUGACACUUUUGUUGCAGAAAUUAACCAACUACUUUAAGUUACCGUUCUUUUUCAACUUUGCAUGUUUUAUGCUAUAUAAAAUAACCAUGCUUAAAUAUGUUAUCCAAAGAUAUGUUUUAAAGGAAAUCUGUUUCAACAUCCUUUAAUCAAAUUACAAAUGUGACCUGAAUUUAGAGUGUAUUACGUCCAGAGACGUAUUUGUUUCUCUCUAUUUAGCAGGAAGUAAUUGCUGCCAACUGACUCCAAUGAUUGGUUGUCUGCUGUGUUUGGAGGAAUUUAUGCCUUGUUGAUUGGGUUUCUCUUCAGUGUUAUUGUAUUAACACUCUUGUUGUAAUUGGUGUUUAUGAAAAAGAAAUACUUUCUGGUUUGUAAGCUACUAUUUGUUUGUGUAUUAUUCUUAAUUCAUUUAUAUUAUUUUUGGGGGGAAUUGGUUAGUAGAGUGGUGGGUGCCAUUUUUUUUUUUUUUUUACUUGUUUUCUCCUGUUCAAGCUAUUUGGGGAGUUAGUGUAUUUUGUUGUAUUUUUCUUUUAAUAGUUUAGUUAGUUUUUCUCUCUACUGGUUAGAGGGGUUAUGUUUGUUUGGCCUUUGCCUCCUCUUGAAUCCUUGUAAUCCUCUGACAAUCACAAAAUAAAAGAACUUGUUUUUGAUACUGAGUUGAUUUUGGUCAUUGUGAAAGCACUGGGAUUGGGAACCGGACCUUGUUGCCUCCACACAUCACACCAUUUUAUUCUCUUACAUGUUCUUCCAUCAAUAGACUAUAAUGGGAACGUUUAAAAAUUUGGGAGCUUGUUUAUCAGUAACAAAAUGUAAUUUAUCUUUAUUUUUGUUAUCU